AUGUUAAAUCCAUUCCCUCAAGAAAAUAGGGGUAUCAGUCGUUUGAUACACAGUACAGGAAAAUACAAUGUUAGUAAAAACCAGACGCCUGAAUUCUGGAUCGCCCAUAUUCGGGACUUUUCUCACACUCUGGUGGAGAGUUCGUGGAAAUGGAUCCUUCUUGCAUUCAUUUCCAGUUACAUUUUGUGCUGGUUACUGUUCGCGUGGUUUUACGAAUUGGUCGCCAUUGCGAACGGUGACCACGAUGGUAAUUACACAUCCAGUAAACCGUGUUUGGAAGGGAUCCACAGUUUCACCGGGUAUUACUUGUUCAGUCUGGAAACCCAACAUACCACAGGGUUCGGAUCGCGAGUCAUUACCGACAAUUGUGUCGAAGGGGUUUUUAUCUUGUCCAUGCAGGUGAUCUUGGGUAGUGCCAUUUGUGGAGGAAUGGCUACGUUGGUCUAUACGAAAAUGGUCAAACCGGAAAGUUUGAAUGCCCCCCUCGAUUAA
Molecule: messenger RNA, 492 nt
Organism: Agrilus planipennis (emerald ash borer)
Lineage: Eukaryota; Metazoa; Arthropoda; Insecta; Coleoptera; Buprestidae
Product: G protein-activated inward rectifier potassium channel 3-like
Exons: 3
Coding region: 1-492 (163 amino acids)
Biological process (GO): regulation of monoatomic ion transmembrane transport; potassium ion import across plasma membrane
Cellular component (GO): plasma membrane
Molecular function (GO): inward rectifier potassium channel activity
Source: RefSeq, a predicted model, not a curated record